UUGCCACUGACAGUGGUGAAGUCUCUUCGUAUCUUCAUGAAAUGUUUUUUUCAGGUUUUAGAAAUGCUGCCCAGUUUCAUAGGAUGUCUGCAAGUGGUCAGAGGUGUCCUGUGGGAUGCAUGAGCUGCUUUGUGUGUAGCAUGCUUCCCGUGGGACUGGAGCAGUGUUUCUCUGGGAUUGCACCGCUUCCGCCUGAUGGUACGAGCAGAGCAUGUUCAGUGCUGAUUAUGGAACACCCCGAGGGGCUCACCAGAGAAAGAAGACAAGGCUUAGUCUUGGAAGACCUAGACCACCAGGAUGCAAUGUUCCAUGCAGGAGGGAGCAUUUUCAGCUACAGACUGCAGUGGCAUGAGAAAGCCAUGUGAUCCAGCUCCAACACUGGAAUAAUGAGUUCUGCUGACAGUCAAAAUGAUGUAGCCCAGGUUCAUCCACUUCAAAGCCGUGUUCAUUGUGGCUGCAUCUCUACUAGAACAUUGCCAAGGCAAGCCCAGAGCAGAGCAGGGGAUGUGUACCCAGCUGUUCUGUAAGACCAGUAGCACAGCAGUGCACAGUAGCACAGUUUUGGACCAUGACAAUUCAUCUCCCAGACAACUGCCUUGCAUGAUCCAAAGGUAAGCCUGGGCCAGGAGCCAUUCUUUGGAAGCAGCUUCAGUGCAUCAUCCUUCUUCUUUGGUGUAAGAUGUUCUGUAUGAGGGAACACAAGACUCAAGGAUUGGACUCAAGGCCGAAGAGUGAUCCCUGAUGGAGAUUAAUACAGCUGGGAUCUCUUGAGAAAGAAGCUUCAUACGUCUCCGAAGUGCCAGGUCACCAUGUUGGAACACCUCAGGUGAGCACACCCGUGUGAUUCAGGCAGCUCAGCUCUCCAAGGACAAGUGGAGUGCUUGAUUCAAAUAAUUACCUGGGUUAUAUGGGAUUAUGUGCUAUGUUGAUGUGGUGUCCCUGACCCUGUCCUUGGUUGGCAUUUAGCUUGGGUGCAGUGAGUUGUGUUCCCUGCUGCCAUGUAGGAUGCCCUUGGUCUUAGAAACCACAGGAGUGGAAACCUGAAUGAGCUAAAUAGUUCUAUUUUCAUCCACGAAAUUCAAGCAGAAACUUUGUGUCAGGUUUGGUUGCACAAAACAGACUACAUCUCCAGAAGCCACACACUGCAGGUACGUGCUUCCAGCAGCAUCUAAACCCCAUCUUGUGUUUAUCAUUCUGGAAUUAGUCAAUUAAUCAUUUAGGAUUCCUGCUAUUAUAUUAAUUUAUUAUUUUAUGUUAGAAGAGCAGCAACAUUAAACCUAGGAAAAUGCUGGCCCCCUCGAGAAACUGACUCAUGAGGUAUUUUAGCUCCUAUUGUCAUGAAAAGAUCUAUUAUACAAUAUUAAACAAUCCUCAGCUCACCUCUUAGACUUGAGGUCUUCCUCAGGCUAGGAACUUUACAUACCAAGUUACCUUUCUCUUUACAUGUAUGAAAAUAUCUCUUUGUACAGUAACCACAUAUAAAUGACUACUUGAGUAGUAUUUUAUUUAUUUCUGAACAAGCCUAGCUCUACAGCAUCAAAACAUUCUUAAUCACAUAUUUCAUGUUUUUCUCUGAACAUCCUUUGUCAGAUUACAUGAGUAAUUACUUCUAAAAGAAAGCUAUUCCAGAGUAAAAUAGGAAUUGAAAAUUGUGCAAAGGUGUAGUUCAUAGAGUCAUGGAAUGGUUUGGGUUGGAAGAGACCUUAAAGAUCAACCAGUUCCAACUCCCCUGCUGUGGGCAGGGACAGCUUCCACUAGACCAGGUUGCUUCAAGCCCCAUCCAAACUGGCCUUGAGCACUUCCAGGGAUGGGGCAUCCAAAAUUGCCAAUAAACAGUUUUGUGAUAAAAUUUUAUGAUAGAGGGCUGUUUCCCUUCGUUCCUUUGUAAGAGCAGUAUGAAAUCAUAAGAAAUUAAUCUAAUUUUCUACAUUUUGUUUAUUCUUGAUGUCAAGGACAUAGAUUAUCAACUUUAUGGUGAAAAGGCUAUUUUUAACCUGUUUGCUCCUCAGUUUCCCCCUUGGCAAAAUGAAGUCUUUGGAAGACUCUGCACUUCUCAAGAAUUCACUUUUGCAAAGUUAAAUGGCCUAACAACUGUAAAAUAUGCUGGGAUGCUGCUGCAGAAGAUGCCAUGCCAUGGACGCUGCAAAGUGGUGUUACAACUGUGGGGAAGAUAAAUGGGAACAGAAGAGUUUGGGUGACAGGUUAUCUGCAAACAGAAUGUGAGGCAGAAGGACAUCUUCGGGGAGUAAUUAAAUUCUCUUUCUGAAAAUUUAUACCUGCUGGGGAUGCCAGCUGAAUGUUUGUUCCACCCAACAACUUGAAUUGUUCAGCUUGAAGGGGCUUCUCCUGCAGCCAGCAGAGUGACCCUGCCCUGGAUGUCCCGUGCCUCAGCAGGAGGAACGGGAAGAUCAGACUCACCUCGGUGCCUGCUGGAGAAACGGCACAGCUGCGAUGGAGAAACGUGCCAGAGGUGCUACCUGGAAUCGGGUGCGGGCGGCGCCGGCGGCGCUGCUGGCGCUGCUCUGCGCCGCGCUGCUCCCGCUCCGCCCGGAGGCCGCCAGGGCGCACAAGCAGCGGCCGGCGCGGACCCGGAGCUGCGGCGAGCGGCCCGAGGAGCUGCUGGAGCAGCUGUACGGGCGGCUGGCGGCCGGCAUGCUCAGCGCCUUCCACCACACCCUGCAGCCCGAGCCGCCGGGCCGCCAGCACAACGCCAGCUGCCCCGCCGGGGCACGGCCGCCCGCCGACAAGAGGGUCCGGCUCCCCGUCAACCUGCGCAGCGCAUCGCCCUGGGCUUACAGGAUCUCCUACGAUCCCACGAGAUACCCUAAGUACAUUCCCGAAGCCUACUGCCUGUGCAAAGGCUGCCUGCUGGGGAUCUUUGGCGAGGAGAGCCUGCACUUCCGCAGCACCCCGGUGUUCAUGCCCACCGUCAUCCUGCGCCGCACGCCCGCCUGCGCCGGGGGCCGCUACGUCUACACCGAGGAUUACAUCACCAUCCCCGUGGGCUGCACCUGCGUCCCCGAGCAGGAAAAGGAGGCACAGAGCGUCAAUUCCAGCAUCGAUAAGCAAGAGGUGAAGUUGCUGGUGGGCCAGAACAAGCCCUCAUCGGAAUGAAGAAUGUAUUAGAAGUCGUGUUUCGGUACUGGCCUCACAUCACCACCUCAGGAAACUGUGCUGCAGCAGCAAACACACGCACUUACUCUCUUUUUCUGCUUACAGCUAUUUCAGAUAUAAGAUGGAAAGUCCAGUCAGAUCAUUAGAGAUGGCAAUUAAUUCCAUUUCUUUAGCUCGUGUAAACUUGUUUAGUUCAUUAUUGCAAACUCCAAAGUAGCCUUUUUUUUUUUCCUUAGAGCAGAACAUUUUAUCUUUGCUUAUUCACAGUAAAUUUUAGAAGAUGAUGCAACUGUAAGACAUGGUAGCUAUUGCUAUCGCAGGCUACUGGUUGUAGAUAUUUUUGAGGAAUCUUUUAUAUUCUACUUUUAAGUACACUUGUAUAAAAAUCACACAGCUGCUGUAUAUGUGACAAAUCAGCAGUUAAAAGGAUAAUUUCUCAGGCUGGGAGAGCCUCCCUUUAUACUGCAUAAGCUCCAAGCUUUGCCUCUGAGCUGUUACCUCUUUGGCUAAUUUAUACACUACAGCAAGGAAACUUUCGCUGAGUUGGAGUCAUUCAUGAAGCAAUAUUCUAUGUGCUUGCUAUUUUUAAACUUGCCAAACUGCUAAGGGUACAAAGGUGUUGAGAAAAAACAUGAUAGAAUAUUGUAAAAAUGCAGCAGACUUUCUUGACAUGGACUAUGUCUAAUUACACAGAAAAUAUCAAGUAGGAAAAACACAGUUUGGGUCCCAAGAAUUCUGUAUUUGAUUUCAUCCAUCACUGACUACUUAACUUCCUUAUGAUAAAAUUCUGUUCCAUGCAGCUGAAAGGCCGAAACCUUUCUCAUUUUAGGAGAGGAGAUUCCCCAUUAAAAAGUAAGUACCAAGGACUGGCUUCACCUCAGGUGCGCUGCAGGUGAGUAAGCAGGCUAGGUCUUAACUUCCAGAUCCUACAAGAGGUCAUUGAGUUGAGUCCCAGUCAAUCCAAACUUGUUAAAUCCACCUGAUUUUGACAAUUACUGUUACUCAUUUCUCCUUAUGCUACAUGUAACAGACGAUCAGCACCUGCAAAAGCUGACCCCAUCUGUGCAGCCCACUGCUGAUGGAACUCGAUGGCAGGCCUCACCAGAAACCCUGCAUACACAAAAACUUGCAUUUCCAGAACAAGAGACUAAAGCUGACUCAGCCUAGUGAAUGAGAAUCAGCAAUGACCAGGCAUGCCUUGCACAAACAGAAUUCCUCAGAAAGCCACACUCACCAAACGGAUAAACCUCUGAAUGCACAGCAGAGAGUCUCUUUUACAGAUGAAGGAUCAUGACGGCAAUAUCUUUACAGAAUAAACAUCAUAUGCAGCAAUGUAUCUACAUAAUGAAUCUUGAAAUUUGCCUUAAUUCAUAGCAGAGAAAGCCCCUACACUACAUAAACACACUCUUCUUUGGAGUGUUGUUGGAUGAAGAAUGGAAAGACUAUGAGUUAAUCACAAUUAACAAGCUGAAGACAGAAUGAAAGUCAUAUGACAAGUCCAUGUCUUGGUGCAUCAUUAUUGAUUGUGCUGUCUCUAACUCAGUCUAGCAUAACAGUAUUUUUCCAGUGCAAUCUGUGAAACCUCUUACAAAGCCUAAAAUAACUUUAAGAACUCCAGAAACUAAUAAAGAUUCCCAUCACAAUGUCA
This is a messenger RNA of Passer domesticus (house sparrow), 4762 nucleotides long. It is a transcript of the gene IL17D, whose product is annotated as interleukin 17D. Gene Ontology annotation, cellular component: extracellular region. The transcript is spliced from 6 exons. Gene Ontology annotation, molecular function: cytokine activity. The record is from RefSeq and is a predicted model, not a curated record. Gene Ontology annotation, biological process: inflammatory response. Bases 2452 to 3114 code for a protein of 220 amino acids. NCBI's taxonomy places the organism in Eukaryota, Metazoa, Chordata, Aves, Passeriformes, Passeridae.